UUGGAGCAUGCGCAAUCCUCAAGGCGGGGAGAAGCAGGCAUGAAAAUGUGGGUUCCUUGCAGAAUUAGGGGGGCUCCAGAUUGGAGGAAUGGCCGUAUUGGUGUUUUCCCGUCACCCCGUUCAUUUGGAGACAGGAAGUGCAGGUUUUAGUCUGAAAUAUGUUUACUAGAGAGAAUCGAAUCUAGUUUUGGGACGAAGCGCUACUUCAGAGAUCAAAAGGGAGUCUAAAGUUAGGCUGGAUAUUGAAAUAAAGGUUUUGGAAGUGUGCUCCCUGACUGCCCAGUAGUUUGGCCGGGUGUAGUUGUAGGGAAAGAGCGGAACUGCGGCAUUUAAUGAUCAUCCUCGGGCUUUAGUUUUGAUUGGUUGAGGUGGGAGGCGUGGCUUCAAACUUUAACUACGAUUGGUUAAUCAAUGGAUGAGGUUGGGGGCCGUCGGAGGUGUGGCUUAUUGAAGUUUCCGGUUACACAGAGACCGGAAGAGCGGCUGUCAUUUACACACUUGCGCAUAGGACCUAGAAAGCAUCCAGGUAUUGGUCCCCAACAUUGACCACGGCAUCUGCUCUGAGUGGAACUGUAGUCUCAGGCCAGAUUCUUAGAUUUUUGUACAGAAUAGUGAAUGUCAGCCUUCGGUUGAGGGCCCGGCAGAAGGUUCAGAUCCCGGGGAAGGUCCCCUCACGUCGUUGAUUCUGAGGACGCCUAGGUCCCUGGGUCAUGGCUGACUCGAAGCUGCUGGUGCCGGAGCUAAGCGAGGAAGAGACGAUGGGUGCUGAGAGGGCGCGUUUCGAGGAGCUGCUGCUGCAGCUCCUAUACAUAACAAUUGCACAGUAAACAGUUGAAGAAAAAAUGACGGGUCUGGUAGCUCAGAUGCCAAGCCUGGAAGUCGUUUUCCUUCACACAGGCGUCCAAGGAGCUCCAGCAAACCCAGACAAGCAGACCAGAAUCUACACAGAUCCAACCUCAACCCGGUUUCUGCAUAAAGACCAACUCAUCCGAAGGGAAGGUGUUCAUCAACAUCUGCCACUCUUCCUCCAUCCCUCCUCCUGCUGACAUGACGGAGGAUGAGCUGCUUCAAAUGCUGGAGGAGGACCAAGCUGGGUUUCGCAUCCCCAUGAGUCUGGGAGAGCCUCAUGCCGAACUGGAUGCAAAAGGCCAGGGUUGUACCGCCUUCGACGUAGCUGUCAACAGCGACUUCUACCGGAGGAUGCAGAACAGCGAUUUCUUGCGAGAGCUCGUGGUCACCAUCGCCAGGGAGGGCCUUGAGGACAAAUACACACUGCAGCUGAAUCCGGAAUGGCGCAUGUUGAAGAAUCGGUCUUUCCUGGGCUCCAUCUCCCAGCAAAAUAUCCGUUCCCAGCAGCGCCCUCGGAUCCAGGAGCUGGGGAACCUGUACGCGCCUGACUCCCUGAGGCUUGAGGAAGGGUACGCCUUCAAUGGGUUCCCUCUCACAAGUCUCCACAACGCUCUUUGGAGUCCCUCCUUCAGUCCUCCUGCCCAUAGGGGGCCGCGUCCCAGGGUCCUGGAAACCCAGAGGGGAGAAGCAGGACGCUGCCCUGAGAAGCCUCACCUGAACCUAUGGCUGGAAGCCCCUGACCUCCUCUUGGCUGAAAUAGACCUCCCCAAACUGGAUGGAGCUCUGGGGCUGUCGCUAGAGAUUGGGGAGAACCGCCUGGUGAUGGGGGGCUCCCAGCAGCUGUACCAUGUGGAUGCCUACAUCCCCCUGCGGAUCAACUCUGACGAGAGCAAGGCAGCCUUCCAUAGGAAGAGAAAGCAGUUGCUGGUGGCCAUGCCCCUCCUGUCUGUGCCGUCUUGAUCCGGAGUCACCCAUGCUUCCAAGUGGGGAGAAAAGGCUGGUGGUGUGUCUAAAACUGAAAUAAAAGUUUUUGCCUUUG
Manis pentadactyla (Chinese pangolin) is the source of this 1888-nucleotide messenger RNA. RefSeq names its product PIH1 domain containing 1 (gene PIH1D1). The transcript is spliced from 9 exons. Gene Ontology annotation, cellular component: cytoplasm; R2TP complex; ribonucleoprotein complex. Gene Ontology annotation, biological process: box C/D snoRNP assembly; rRNA processing. Bases 1048 to 1809 code for a protein of 253 amino acids. Lineage: Eukaryota; Metazoa; Chordata; Mammalia; Pholidota; Manidae. The record is from RefSeq and is a predicted model, not a curated record.